Molecule: messenger RNA, 1062 nt
Organism: Spizellomyces punctatus DAOM BR117
Lineage: Eukaryota; Fungi; Chytridiomycota; Chytridiomycetes; Spizellomycetales; Spizellomycetaceae
Exons: 4
Coding region: 1-1062 (353 amino acids)
Cellular component (GO): cytosol
Molecular function (GO): magnesium ion binding; holo-[acyl-carrier-protein] synthase activity
Source: RefSeq, a predicted model, not a curated record
AUGGUCACCGAGCGACAAGAUCAAUUGCUACGUCUACUGCCUCCAGCAGAGCAAGAGCGGGUCAAGCGAUACAGGUUCCGGAUCGAUGCGUGUAGAGCUCUCAUUGGUCAACUUUUGGCACGUACUGCAGUAAUCGCCCUCCUUGCUUCUCAAGAUAGCUUCCCAGAUCUGUCACUUCAUUCUUGCUGGUACGACAUCGAUAUCAGCAGAGAUGCGCAUGAAAAACCCUUCUUAUUCAACGUGUCGCACCAUGGAGACUGGGUUGUAAUAGCCGCGGGCUUUUCAAAGCAGUUGGGAGUUGACGUAUCGUCAGUAGACAACCCAUCGGACGAACCCGUAGACGAGUAUCUGGCGGAUUUCGACGAAGUGUUUACCGAGGCAGAGUGGGCGUAUAUUCACGGCAGCCGCAGUCACCAUGACGGAGAUGGAAGACUCGACAGCUCUGCAGGACUGAGAGAAACGCUGCCAAAAUGCUCUGAGACGUGUCGUACUAGCAGUUGCAGCGGUCGCGCUGACAUAUGUGCACCUGAUAUUAACCCUAUUCUGCAAGGGGAGCGACUGACUCAAGAGCAGCAGAAGCUGCAUCGAUUCGCACAGCUUUGGGCAUUGAAGGAGAGCUACGUGAAAGCUAUUGGGGUCGGGUUAGCGCUCGAUUUGCGGCGGGUCGAGUUCCGAUUUGAGCAAGCGCAAUCACCGUUGAUGGAACUUCAGGAGACGGUACACCUACCGAGCUCUAUACGUGUUGCGUUGGAUACAGUUGUCCAAGCACAAAUUGACUUUGACCUGCGUUAUUUGGACUCGCGGCACCCGGUCGCCUGUUGUGUCAUGAGCGCAUGCUCGAAUACGCCUUGGUCAACAUCGUUCGAAGCGACCACCUCCUACCCGCCAGCCACUUCCUCGACAUCCCAGCCUCCUGCAGAUGACGUACCGAAGCAGGAGAAAGAAACUAGAGGAACAGAUCAAGUUGCUGGGACGCGGUUUCAGGCGCCAUUUCGAUGCAUAACCUGGAACGAGCUCUACACGCGAAUCGUGGCAGCCGGUGGCCGGAUAUACGCCAGCUGA